Messenger RNA from Chenopodium quinoa (quinoa), 2243 nucleotides. RefSeq names its product pyruvate dehydrogenase E1 component subunit alpha-3, chloroplastic-like. Gene Ontology annotation, cellular component: intracellular membrane-bounded organelle. Gene Ontology annotation, molecular function: pyruvate dehydrogenase (acetyl-transferring) activity. The record is from RefSeq and is a predicted model, not a curated record. Gene Ontology annotation, biological process: pyruvate decarboxylation to acetyl-CoA. Lineage: Eukaryota; Viridiplantae; Streptophyta; Magnoliopsida; Caryophyllales; Amaranthaceae. The transcript has 3 exons. The coding region runs from base 862 to 2130 and encodes 422 amino acids.
GUGGUUUGGUGGUCGUGGCUGGGUUGGCCGUGGCUGGGUUGGUGGUCGUGGCUGGGUUGGUGGUGGUGGGUUUUUUUAUUACUUGAUUAAUUCUUAAUUAUAUACCCUUAUCUUUUUAUUAAACUUGCUUAGGAAAUUUUGCCUCGACCUCCGCAAACCCCCCCAAAGUUGCAACUAAAGUGGACCGGAGGUAGUAUAAAAAGUUAAGUAUUAUCAAAAAGAAUUUUCAAUUAAAAAAAAAUUAGAAAACAAAAACACAAAGUCUUAUAUGUGGGGCUAGCCACUAUAGAGAUUACUUUUCGGGUAAUGGGGGCUACUUGAUCAGUGUUAAAAGGGUUACUUUGUCGGUGUUAAAGAAUUACUCAGUCAGUGUUAUAGGAUAACUCGGUCGGUAUAACAGGGGUUACUUAAUCAAUGUUAUAGGGGUUACUUUAAGUGGCUACACGAUCUGGCCGACCGCAUACAAGACGAGCUGCAAAACAAAAAAAACUUUGAUAAUAAACAAGUCCUAAAUGGAGUUAAAAGUUUUAAAUAAGGUUUAGUGUUAACAAAAGUGCGAUUACGUGAAAAUAAAUUCCUAACUAAUAAUCGAACUUGAAUCGAAAAAGUCCUAAAGGUCCACACACAAGUAUUUGUACUACUAAUCCUUGGACUCUAACUUGUUAUGGUUAUAAAUUCUUCCUGAGUCAAAUCAAAACUUGUACCUUGUUUAAUUUUUUGCGAGUGAACAACAUUCCCUCCCUUUUAAUUCUCCUUAAAUCUCCACCCUUUUCUUGUUCCUUCCACAUUUUCUCUCUGAGUUGUUCAUUCAUCCAUAUUUUCUUACAUUUUCAUUUUCCUAUUAACAUUCAAUCAAUCAUCAUGUCUUCAGCUUUGGCUAUUCCCAAAAUCUUUCACUCUUUUAAUCAUAACUAUACUUAUAAUAGGUCCAAUGACAAACUCCUUGUUAAAUCUUUCCAACCAUCUUUUCUUAGUUCUGUUAAAAAACUUGGCAUUUCUUCAAAAAUACCCUUUUCAUCCUCUGAGGUUGUUAAGGAAAGGAAAUCCAAAUGUGCUGCUUCUCCUUCAAGUCAGUUGAUUACUAAAGAGGAAGGUCUGUUGCUUUAUGAGGACAUGACUUUGGGUAGAAUGUUUGAGAAUAUGUGUGCCCAAUUGUAUUACAGGGAAAAAAUAUUUGGAUUUAUCCAUUUAUACAAUGGGCAAGAGGCUAUUUCAACUGGUUUUAUCAAAUUAUUAUCACAGAAAGAUUCUAUUGUUAGUACUUAUCGUGAUCAUGUUCAUGCCCUUAGCAAGGGUGUCCCUGCUCGCGCUGUGAUGAGUGAGCUUAUUGGUAAGGCCACUGGUUGCUGCCAUGGGCAAGGAGGGUUAUUGCACAUGUUCUCCAAGGAGCAUAACUUUCUAGGUGGUUUUGCCUUCAUUGGGGAAGGAAUUCCUAUUGCCGCGGGAGCUGCAUUUACGAGCAAGUAUAAGAGAGAGGUGCUUAAGGAGAAGUGUGAUGAUGUGACAGUGGCGUUCUUUGGAGAUGGGACUUGUAACAAUGGGCAGUUCUUUGAGUGUUUGAACAUGGCUGCAUUGUGGAAACUCCCCAUUAUUUUUGUAGUGGAGAACAAUUUGUGGGCAAUUGGAAUGUCCCAUUUAAGGGCAACUUCUGAUCCCGCGAUUUGGAAGAAGGGACCUGCUUUUGGGAUGCCAGGAGUCCAUGUUGAUGGAAUGGAUGUUUUGAAGGUGAGGGAAGUGGCUAAGGAGGCUGUUAACAGGGCUAGGACCGGUGAAGGUCCUACUCUCGUGGAAUGUGAAACUUACAGGUUUAGAGGACACUCUUUGGCAGACUCUGAUGACCUUCGUGACCCUGCUGAGAAGGCUCGCUACAGAGUUAGAGAUCCAAUAGAUUGUUUGAAAAAGUACUUAAUCGAGAACAAGUUGGCUAGCGAAGCUGACCUCAAGGCAAUUGAGAAGAAGAUAGAUGAACUAGUUGAGGAAGCUGUUGAGUUUGCAGAUCAAAGCCCUGCUCCACUUCGAAGCCAACUUCUUGAGAAUGUGUUUGCAGAUCCAAAGGGAUUCGGAAUUGGACUUGAUGGUAAACACAGAUGUGAAGAUCCUAACUUCACACAAGGAACUACCCAAGUUUAACUUUAUACAGAUGUUAAUUUACAUUGUUCUACACCUGAUGUCAUUAGUCGUGUGUAAUGAUCAUUAGGAACCGUCAGGUAAAUUCCCUGAUUGAGUUUAACAAGCUGAUUUGU